Molecule: messenger RNA, 2039 nt
Organism: Linum tenue
Lineage: Eukaryota; Viridiplantae; Streptophyta; Magnoliopsida; Malpighiales; Linaceae
Source: the annotation of a GenBank genome assembly
UCCAAUCGGGUUCGCUCCUUUCUCCCUCUCUUCCGUCUCUUCCUCCUCUUCUCCUUGCGUAAGCGAGUCGGUGGCCUUGCGAAUUGUCCCCAAAUCCCUAAUUUCCUCCCUGAAAUCACCGCGAUCGAUUUGGGCGAACGACCUUCUUUGAAGGCUCCCCAGGAUUAACCAGACAGUGAACCAGACAAUCCCUGUAAAGAGUCCGACUGUCUAAGCAGUGAUGGAUAAACAAACACCUCCUACUCUUUUCGUUAAUGAUGGUUCAUUCAUGGAGAGGUUCAAACAACUUCAGCAAGAGAAUGGGGAGCACAAGGAGAAAGACAAGGGCACAGCUGAAAAGGAGUCUAAACCCAAAACAAUUAUCUCUGGGACUGUGACUCCUAAACCUGCUGCUGUUAAAAUAAGCAUGCAGCUUAAGGGUAGUGAUGGGCGCAAUAGCCUCCAGUCAGCUUCUGGUGGGAAACUUGCUUUCAGUUUGAAACAGAAGUCAAAGAUUGUGUCACCUGCAGUCAAGUUGGAUGAAGAAGAUGACGAGGAAGCAGAAGGUGGAACUGGUUCAAGUGAUGCACCAUCUAAAAGACAGAAAUUGGGGCAAAUGGAUGCCUCUGAAAAAUUAUCGAGACAAGAGGGUGUUGCCCCAACUUCCCCAAGUGACCCUACAGUGAAGAAAGUUGCAGACAAAUUAGCAAGUUUUGUUGCCAAAAAUGGCAGGCAGUUUGAGGAUGUCACUCGUCAGAAGAAUCCAGGGGAUACCCCAUUUAAAUUUCUGUUUGAUAAAGCAUGUCCGGACUACAAGUAUUAUGAGUUCCGACUUGCUGAAGAGGAAAAGGUUCUUGCCAUGACUAGGGAUUAUGACAAACAUGCUGGGGCUACUAGCAUGUCAGCGUCAAAUUCCACAGUCAGUUCUCAUAGAUCACAUCAGAAGCAACCAAAUUAUCAAAUCCCUGCUUCAGCUUUAUACGGAGCUGCUGAAGACCCUAGGAAUUCUUUAGAACAUGCAGGUUCUCAAGGGUCAACUGGAGAAUCUACUGCACCACCGGGUACUGAUCCCAUUGCAAUGAUGGAGUUCUACAUGAAGAAAGCUGCUCAUGAAGAGAAGAGGAGGCAGCCUAAACAGUCCAAGGAUGAAAUGCCACCACCGGCUUCCCUUCAAGGUCCAGGCACUUCCAAGAAAGGUCAUCACAUGGGUGAUUAUAUCCCUCCGGAAGAGCUUGCGAAGUUCAUGGCUAACUGCAAUGAUGCUGCUGCCCAAAAAGCUGCUAAGGAGGCUGCCGAAAGAGCACGAAUUCAGGCCGACAAUGUUGGGCAUAGGUUGUUGUCCAAAAUGGGCUGGAGAGAAGGUGAGGGUCUGGGCAGCUCAAGAAGUGGUAUGGCUGAUCCAAUUAUGGCCGGGAAUGUAAAGAAGGACAACUUGGGUGUUGGAGCUCAGCAGCCUGGUGAAGUGACGCCUGAAGAUGAUAUCUAUGAGCAGUACAAGAAGCGAAUGAUGCUCGGUUAUCGUCAUAGGCCCAACCCUCUGGGGAACCCUCGGAAAGCAUAUUAUUGAGAGAGCAAAAACCUGCUAUCGUGACAGUUGAAUGAAGAACAAGAAUGUUGUCUCAAGAGCUUGCCUUUGAUAACAAAUCCUACGUCAUGUCAGUAAUUGACUGAGUGCUGUUUACUAAUUUUGUUGUGCGUGUAAGAUUUUUUUGUGCUGAAAGUGAAGCCUCUUUUGCUGCAACUUCCAGAUCACUAUUGGAAUGGGGAUUUGCGAGAUAUAGUAUAACAGUAUUGUUUUAUAUUCGCAGAACCUAUUCCAAUGUUCUUGAAAACAGUAAUAAGUAUGCCACAGGAGGAAUUGAUUCUACGUUUUGUAUACCAAAGGCUGAUAACAGCGGAAUAGUGCCCUUAAAGAAUAAGGGUAUAACAGAACUAUUCUCUUCUUUCUAUCCCUUCUCUUGGGAUAGCAGUAGCACAGGUGGUCGUGCUUCCAUGUAACUUGGAGUAUGUGGUUGUCUGCUUCUGACCCUACAACAAAAAAUCACCUGCAAGAAUAUCGG